This is a messenger RNA of Larimichthys crocea (large yellow croaker), 1344 nucleotides long. RefSeq names its product HLA class I histocompatibility antigen, B-53 alpha chain. The coding region runs from base 136 to 1344 and encodes 402 amino acids. The record is from RefSeq and is a predicted model, not a curated record. Gene Ontology annotation, biological process: immune response. The transcript has 9 exons. Lineage: Eukaryota; Metazoa; Chordata; Actinopteri; Sciaenidae. Gene Ontology annotation, cellular component: external side of plasma membrane.
CGCGCUCAGUGACGUAGGCACGUCUCAGAGGAAGAACGAGGCGCGUUCACGGACACGGAGCGACGAGCUCGGUCCAAACACUUUGGACGAAAAGUUCCGUUAGAGACGAGCAGGGAGUUCGGUUCGAGCGCGAACAUGAAUGUGAUCGCAGUCUUUGUCCUCCUGGGGACAGGACUGACGGUAAACGGCGAGAUACAUUCCCUCACUUACAUCUACACGGCCUUCUCCAAACCAGUCAACCUGCCGGGCAUCCAUGACUUCACAGCCAUGGGUCUGCUGGAUGACAGGAUGAUCGACUACUAUGACAGCGACGUUCAGAAGAAAGUUCCCAAAGAGGACUGGAUGAAAACUCGGAUGGAUGAAGACUACUGGAAAAAAGGCACACAGUCCCGCCAGAGCAAGCACCAGUGGUUCAAAGUCAACAUGGAGAUUCUGAUGAAACGAAUGAGACAGAAUGAGUCGGACGUCCAUAUUCUUCAGUGGAUGCACGGAUGUAAGGGCGAAGAGAAUCCUGAUGGAUCUUUGAGAUUUGUCCAAGGCAAGGACAUGUACAACUACGACGGACAAGACUUCCUGUCCUUUGACGAUGCCAAUGCAGUCUGGGUCGCCCCAGUUGACGCAGCAGUAGAGACCAAGAGGAAGUGGGACGAUGUCCGGGUCCUUAAAGAAUACACCAAAGGCUACCUGGAGAACGAGUGCAUAGAAUGGUUGACCAAGUUCAUUACGUAUGAGAAAGAGCAGCUGAGAACAGCCAAGCCACCUGAAGUGCACCUGUUCACAAAGAACAGCAGAGUUCAGACAAACUCCAUCUUGACGUGCCUGGUCUCAGGAUUCUACCCGAAAGACAUCCAGCUGGUAAUGAAACGGGGCGACCAUACCCUAACUAGACAGGAUGGAGUGGACACCUUUGGCGUUCGACCAAACGAAGAUGACACCUACCAGAGAAGAGACUACGUGGAGAUUUUGAAGAGUGACAAAUCCAAAUACACCUGUCACGUGAUUCACCGUGCAUCCGGGUUAAAUGUUGAGAAGGAAUGGGUACACAGAUUCAUUCAUGGAGGAAGUGGGCCGGUGGUUGGCAGGCUGGUUGGGGUGAUCUUAUUGGUCCUGUUCCUGAUCGUGGCUGUGGUGCUGUGUGUCCUGUGUAAGAAAUGCAAAAUUGGGUCAUCUCAAGGUUCUCUCAACAGCGGCUCCUCUGGCAGAUCUGACCAUUCAAAGGAGGUGAAAAUACCUCUCGAUGAUGCCAACGGUGAGAAGGUCCACCUGAACCCAGACACUGGGUCAUCUCGUUCUCUCAACAGGUCCUCUGGCAGAUCUGGUGAGUUUUCUUUGUUGAUGAUUUGA